GGUCCCUUCCCUCCCGGCUCCAUCGCUAGUUUGGUUACACUUCAGGUGUUUUAUCCCCUUUUCGUCCCUUCCCUGCAUUCCCCGGGGGCGGCCGCGGUGCCGCUUGUUUUGCUCCCCGCCCCGGCUGCCACCUGUGGAAGGGGCGCGAAGGAGCAGGGGAGAGCCCGGGCGAGGUUGGCAUCUCCUCGUUGACCUUCUCUUCUUGGGAAAGGGAAUGGGGUGUUUUGGGUACGGGGCAGAGAGAAUUACUUCCUCCUGAUUGUUCCCGUCUUAAGGUGGGUCGGUAAAGCUGUAGUAGGUUUUGCGUUGUGUGACACCGGCUGACACCUGGACCAGUGGUGGUGACACAUCAUGUGCCAGGCGGAAUCCAGGUGGUUGAAGGAUGCCCCUGGGAGAUCUUGAUAGACACCGAAGGCCUCAAACUUUUGUAGGCGUGAAAAGCGAAGACGUUAGAAUUGUUUCUGAAAACUCCUUCAAAGAAACUUGGUUCCAGCUGCCAAACGGCUGAAAAAAACCCCGUCUGUGCUCAUACCUGGACAGUGAGGACAGCAGGGCAGAAACGCUUCGCCUGCCAUCCAGUUGGGAGUUGGUGACUCUGAUCUACUAGGAAUGGAAAGUCACGAAAGAGACUCGGCAGUUGUCUGGUUUUAUGUGGUGGCCUAAAGUCCCAGAGGAUGACCUAGCACUUAAGAAUCAAACUGGGCCAAGUUAAAGGCCAAGUUGACUUGAAAGAACCCUAGCAGUGGGACCAGGUCGGAAGCAAAGCAAGUCCCAAACUGAGUGUGUUUGGUCAAAGAUAUAUAUUCUUUUUAAAAGACGUUGUGUUACUGGAGCCAGGCCUGGAUCUUCUAGCAUCCACUUGAGCUGGAAGCAGCUCGUAGUUUUUUUUUUGGUUUUGGUUUUUUUUUUUAUUCAUGUUUGUACAAUCUUCUGGAUAUUUUUUUUCAAGAAGGAGUAAAAGGGAGUGUUGGAAACUAACAAACAGGAUUAAAACCCUGAGCGCUUAAGGAAGACAGGUUAAGGAACUUAAUCCAGGAUGGAUAUGCAGGAGCCACAGCAGCUGGGUAUGUUUGCAGAGAGUGAGCUGAUGUCUGUGGGGAUGGACACUUUUAUCCAUCGCAUUGACUCUACAGAGGUCAUCUACCAGCCACGGCGGAAAAGGGCCAAGCUCAUUGGCAAAUACCUGAUGGGAGACUUACUUGGAGAAGGGUCUUACGGCAAAGUCAAGGAGAUGUUGGACUCUGAAACCCUCUGUAGGCGAGCUGUGAAAAUACUGAAGAAGAAGAAGCUACGCAGAAUUCCCAAUGGGGAGGCAAAUGUGAAAAAGGAAAUCCAGCUCCUGCGACGAUUACGGCACAAAAAUGUUAUCCUGUUGGUAGAUGUAUUAUACAAUGAAGAGAAGCAGAAAAUGUAUAUGGUGAUGGAGUAUUGUGUGUGUGGGAUGCAGGAAAUGCUGGACAGUGUCCCAGAAAAGAGGUUUCCAGUUUUUCAGGCUCACGGGUAUUUUUGUCAGCUUAUCGACGGCUUAGAAUACUUGCACAGCCAAGGGAUUGUCCACAAGGAUAUAAAACCGGGGAACCUCCUGCUAACAACCAAUGGGACACUAAAAAUAUCUGAUUUAGGCGUAGCAGAGGCAUUGCAUCCGUUCGCAGAGGAUGACACGUGCAGAACGAGCCAAGGGUCGCCAGCAUUCCAGCCACCAGAAAUUGCCAAUGGCCUUGACACCUUUUCAGGCUUUAAAGUAGACAUCUGGUCCGCAGGGGUUACGCUAUACAACAUUACAACGGGUCUAUACCCCUUUGAAGGGGAUAAUAUCUAUAAAUUGUUUGAAAACAUCGGGAAAGGUGACUACACAAUUCCAGAGGAUUGUGGUCCUCCGCUCUCAGACUUAUUGAGAGGGAUGCUUGAAUACGACCCAGCCAAGAGAUUUUCAAUACAGCAGAUAAGGCAGCACAAUUGGUUUCGUAAGAAACAUGCUCAGGCAGAGGCUCUGGUGCCCAUACCUCCCAGCCCAGAAACAAAGGACAAGUGGAGAAGUAUGACGGCGGUGCCUUAUCUGGAAGAUCUGCAUGGCUAUAAUGAGGAAGAAGAUGAUGACUUGUAUGACAUUGAAGAUGAUAUCAUCUACACUCAGGACUUCACAGUACCAGGACAGGUGCCUGAGGAGGAGGCAGGGCAGAACGGGCAGAGCCGCGGCAAGGGGCUGCCCAAGGCUGUCUGCAUGAACGGGACAGAGACAGGACAGCUGAGCACCAAAUCGAAGGCCGAGCGGCGGCUGUCAGAGCUGCGCUCAGCCCCUGUGGCAGCUUUCAUCUUUAAUUCAUGGCCGGGAGUGAGUCACCUGCACGGGGAGUUACUCUAUCGGCAAGCAAGCGCCUUGGAUCUGGGGCUCCCCGGGGAGCCGGUGGGGGGCCCCCGGGGGACCCGCUGCUCCUCUCGCCCCUUCCCGCUCCGGUGCCGGGGCUCUCCGCGGCAGCUGCCCAGCGCUUUCGGGAAGGCGAGGGCCAUAGAAUCAUAG
Molecule: messenger RNA, 2518 nt
Organism: Egretta garzetta (little egret)
Lineage: Eukaryota; Metazoa; Chordata; Aves; Pelecaniformes; Ardeidae
Gene: STK11
Product: serine/threonine kinase 11
Exons: 10
Coding region: 1037-2518 (493 amino acids)
Biological process (GO): DNA damage response; protein phosphorylation; establishment of cell polarity
Cellular component (GO): nucleus; cytoplasm
Molecular function (GO): ATP binding; protein serine/threonine kinase activity; protein kinase activator activity
Source: RefSeq, a predicted model, not a curated record